GUUCCUGUGAAGAGAGGAAAAGAGACAGAGGUGGUGGUUCUUCAGAUCUUAGAGGUUAUGGACAUGGUGGUGGAAACCAAACUCAAAACUCAACAGAGAAGCAGCCAGAAUGGCCGGGAGACAAGCCUGUGGUCCUCAGGCUUUGGGAUGAAGCUGGAGGCUGUCACCCCAUUCCUGGGGAAGUAUCGCCCCUUUGUAGGCCGUUGCUGCCAGACCUGCACUCCGAAGAGCUGGGAGUCCCUCUUCCACAGAAGCAUAAUGGACCUAGGCUUCUGCAAUGUGAUCAUGGUGAAGGAGGAGAACACCAGGUUUCGGGGUUGGCUAGUUCGGAGGCUCUGCUAUUUCUUGUGGUCAAUGGAGCAACACAUACCCCCCUGCCAGGAUGCCCCACAGAAGAUCAUGGAAAGCACUGGGGUGCAGAAUGUCAUUUCAGGGAGGGCUCCAGGAGGGGCUGGAGAAGGCCAGGUGCCUGCUCUUGUGAAGAAAGAGGUGCAGCGCAUCCUGGGUCACAUUCAGGCCCCACUCCAAUCCUUCUUGUUCAGGAUCUUCAGCUGGGCACUACUGCGGAUUCUGAACUGCCUCUUCUUGAAUGUGCAGCUCCACAAGGGCCAAAUGAAGAUGGUCCACAAAGCAGCACAGGCGGGCUCACCACUCAUCCUCCUCUCUACGCACAAGUCACUCUUGGAUGGAAUCCUGCUGCCCUUUGUUCUGCUCUCCCAGGGCCUGGGCGUGCUUCGUGUGGCUUGGGACCCCCGUUUCUUCUCCCCUACUCUCAGGGCUCUGCUGAGAAAGCUCGGGGGGCUUUUCCUGCCUCUAGAGGCCAACUUCUCACUGGACAGUCCUGAAGGGGCCCUUGCAAGGGCUGUGGUCCAUGCGGCUAUGGAGCAGCUGCUACUCAGCAGGCAACCCCUACUCAUCUUCCUUGAGGAACCCCCUUGGGCCCAGGGGCCACGGCUAUCAGCUCUGGGUCAGGCCUGGCUGGGACUGGUGGUCCAGGCAGUCCAGCUGGGCAUUGUUCCAGAUGCUAUGCUGGUACCAGUGGCUAUCACCUAUGACCUUGUUCCAAAUGCACCCCGUGGUGCACACCAUGCCUCUGCCCCUCUGGGGCUGUGGACUGCAGCAUUUGCUGUUUUGCGGAGCCUGCGAGGCUGGGGCUGCAGCCACCGGGCCUGUGUCCGUGUGCACCUGGCCCAGCCCUUCUCACUGCAGGAAUAUACCAUCAAUGCCAGAAGCUGCUGGGGCAGCAGGCAGACCUUGGAGCAACUACUGCAGCCCAUUGUGCUGGGCCAAUGUAAUGUCGUCCCAGACACUGAAAAGGAGCAGGAGUGGACUCCAGUAACCGGGCCCCUUCUGGACUUCAAGGAAGAGGACCAGCUUCUGGUCAGAAGGCUGAGUCGUCAUGUGCUGAAUGCCAGCGUAGCCAGCUCAGCAGUCAUGAGCACAACUAUUAUGGCAACACUGCUGCUGUUCAAGCACCAGAAGGGCGUGUACCUGUCACGACUCCUGGGGGAGUUCUCCUGGCUGGCAGAGGAGACACUGUUGCGUGGCUUUGACGUGGGAUUCUCAGGACAGUUACGGUGCCUGGUGCAGCACACGCUGAGCCUGCUGCGGGAGCACGUGACGCUGCUGCGUGUCCACCAGGGAGACUUGCUGGUGGUCCCACGGCCUGGUCCAGGCAUCACACAUCUAGCACGUCUGAGUGCAGAGCUGCUGCCUGCCUUCUUGAGUGAAGCAGUUGGUGCCUGUGCUGUGCGAGGGCUGUUGGCAGGCAGAGUGCCCCCUGAGGGGCCCUGGGAGCUGCAGGGCAUUGAGCUUCUGAGCCAGAGUGAGCUGUACCGCCAGAUCCUGCUGCUGAUGCACCUGCUGCCACAGGAUCUGCUACUGCUCCAGCCCUGUCAGUCUUCCUAUUGCUACUGUCAGGAGGUGCUGGACCGGCUCAUUCAGUGUGGGCUCCUGGUUGCUGAAGAGACCCCAGGUUCCCGGCCAGCCUGUGACACAGGGCGUCAGCGUUUAAGUGCAAAACUUUUGUGGAAACCGAGUGGUGACUUUACUGAUAGUGACAGUGAUGACUUUGAGGAGGCUGAAGGCCGGUAUUUCAGGCUCAGCCAGCAGUCACGCUGCCCAGACUUCUUCCUCUUCCUCUGCCGCCUGCUCAGCCCAAUACUCAAGGCCUUUGCACAAGCUGCUACCUUCCUCCACCAGGGGCAGCUACCUGACACUGAGUCUGGCUAUGUGGAGCAGCUGUUCCAGUUUCUGCAGGCCACUGCCCAGGAGGAUGGUUUUUUUGAAUGUGCAGACCCAAAUCUUGCCAUCAGUGCUAUCUGGACCUUCAGAGACUUGGGGGUGCUGCAGUGUACACCUAGCCCUGAAGGCCCUAUGCUCCAACUGUCUCCUAUAUUUGCCAGCCGUGAAAAUCAAGAAAAACUGGAACAGUUCAUUCAGCAAUUCAUUUGUAACUAGAACUGUGAGAUGGAAUCUGCGCAGAGACUUCUCAGCCCCAUGCCCAGGACCCAGAAGAUCAGAAGGCAGGAGUGCAUCCUUAGUUGGGCUAUAAAAUCUUUUGAGAUUUGA
Erinaceus europaeus (western European hedgehog) is the source of this 2571-nucleotide messenger RNA. RefSeq names its product glycerol-3-phosphate acyltransferase 2, mitochondrial (gene GPAT2). The transcript has 21 exons. Gene Ontology annotation, cellular component: mitochondrial membrane. The record is from RefSeq and is a predicted model, not a curated record. NCBI's taxonomy places the organism in Eukaryota, Metazoa, Chordata, Mammalia, Eulipotyphla, Erinaceidae. Bases 58 to 2460 code for a protein of 800 amino acids.